UAUUUUUAUGCAAUAGUUUCCAACCUAAGUUGAAUUUUAAGAAGACUUCGAUUUUAAAAAUUCAUCAUUGUUAGGUCAAGGAACUUUUGGAAAGGUGUACAGGGCAAAAGCUUUAAAAUCUCUUCCUCCUGGAAAUUACGCAUUAAAAAUAAUUGAAACAACUAGGUAUAAAAAUAUAUUGAGUUAAGCGAAUAGGCAUAUGAGCUUGCAAUUCAAGAAUUGAACUUAUAUCAAGUGAUCACUUAUCAUUAAAAUGUUAUUAAAGUUUACAAGGUUUACUCAUGGAUGGAGGAAAAGAAAUAUGUUUUAGUCUUUGCUAUGGAAUUAGCGCAUAACAGCUUAAAAGCAGAUAUAGAAGAAAGAAGAAAGGCAUCAUAAGAAUUUGGGGGUAAUGAUAAAAAAGUAAUUUGAUUAGAUGUAAUGCUAAUAGACAUCAUGAACUAGUGUUUGAAAGCAUUCUAUUAUCUAGCAAAAAACAAACAUUUGUUUCACAGAGAUAUUAAACCAGAAAAUAUAUUAGUAACUAAUAGAAACCCAUACACAGUUAAAUUGGCUGAUUUUGGAGCAGGUAAAGAGAACUUUAAUGGUUAAACAAUGCUAAACACUUUGGUAGGAACCCCAUUAUUUCUCUCUCCUAAAUUAUAUGUUGCCUACUCAACUAAUCAGCCAGGGAAAGUAAAGUAAAUUAUCAACCUAAAUUUAGACAUGAUUUAGAGAAGAGUGAUGUAUUCUCAUUAGGAAUUACAUUUCUUUAAAUGAUUUUACUUCUAAGUGACAAAGAUCUAUAAAAAUUGAAUGAUCCAAUCAUAUACGAAGAGAAAACUGGGAAUGCUAUAGAUAUUAGUGAUGAUGUGUUGAAGAAAAAAGACUGUUAAGGUUGGAAAAAGUUACAAUUUCAUAUCAGCAACAUAAAAAAUCCUUAAAUAAAGGCUUGUAUCUAAGGUAUGACAGAGUUCAGUGAAAGAAACAGAUUUACAUGGCUUAAAGCUUUAAAAGCAUUGAAUCCAGAAUAUGAGGAUGAGUAAAUAAUUAAUUUAUUCUAGUGAAAAGGAUUAAUCUGUUUAUCCAGCCUAAAUCCGAGAUGAAUAAAUUAAAGCAAUACAAUUUUAUUCUAGUUAAACCAUAACUUUAAGGUAUUUAGGAUCUGUUAAUGAUUUAUCAAAUCACAAAAAGAUCAUUCCUGCAGAUAGUUAAAUUUUGGCUUAUUCUAAUGAAGGAGUAAGAUUAAUAUCCUUACAGGGAGUAUCAGAAUGCAUAUUUACUUAAAGUAUUAUGUAAUCAUAAGGUAGAUGUCUCUUUUUUAUCUUUUAUACCACCAUUAAGUAUUUGUGUUGGGAUCACAUAAUCUGGCGAUAUUUUUGGAGUAAAUGUGAAGAGUAAAACAUUCUAUUGUGAAAAAAUUAAGAAUUUUCAACACGAUAAGAUCACUGUAAAUUUAUAUAGGAUUUCUUUAGGUGAUGAAAUAUAUGCGAAAAGAUUUAUGUAUAUUGGGAUCUUAAAGUGGAGAAAUUAUGAUUUUAGCAUUUGAUACUUAACCACCUUGUGUGAUAAAAAAGUACAAAGAUGUGGAUAGAUCUGUAGUGGAUAUGAUAUAUGAUGAUGAAAAUAAAUAGAUUAUUUCAUCUCAUGAGAACUUUAUGAUCUAUGGAAAAUAAUUGGUUUAUGAAUAAUCGUAAUAUUCUAACCUAAUUUAGUGCUAAAUAUCAAUAUGAUUCUUAGAUAGAUAAUUUAUAAUUAAUAUCAUCAGAACGUUUUGCAGGAUUAAGUAAGAACCUCUCUUAAAUACCUAUUUUUCACAUUAAGGAUGGUAUUUUUAAUUGCUAAUUUUAGGAAAUAUGAGUAUACUGCAUAAAUACUAAAUCAACGGAAACAAUAUACCGUUGGCAUUAACUUUAUCUGAUAGUUAUCUAGUUUGGGUUUGUGAAAAAUACAUUGGAUCAAUAUAAAUAAGUGCUAAAUUGGGUUAAUAGAAAGAAGAUAACAAUGAUUAACUCAUGGUUAAUGCUUCCAAGCCUGCAAAACUGAUGUGCUUUUUAUAAAUUGACAAGACUAUCAUCGCAAGUGAUGGAUUAAAACUACAUAAAUACUAAGUCGGAAAGAAGCAACAAGACAAGACUGUCUGUCAAAGCUGCUAAAUUUUUUGAAUAUAUUUUUUUAAAUGAAAUGAC
Messenger RNA from Paramecium octaurelia, 2168 nucleotides. The record is from the annotation of a GenBank genome assembly. Lineage: Eukaryota; Ciliophora; Oligohymenophorea; Peniculida; Parameciidae.